AUGAUUGUACAUCUCUUCUCCAUCCUGGCUGCAUUCCUGGCUUAUUCGGCGGAUGCAGCAUCGAUCUUCACCCCUGCUAGGCCUCCUGCGCUACCACUUGCCGUCAAGUCGCCAUACUUGAGCACCUGGUUGUCUGCAGGGAAAGAUGAUGGCAAUGGGGGUUACCUGGCAGGCGAAUGGCCAACGUUUUGGGCUGGACAGGUGACUGGUUGGGCCGAUGUUGAUAUCUCGUGCCUGGAUGGCAAAGCUCAUGACGUGCAGUUGUAUGCUGACAUUUCAGCAGAAUGGGUGUCAGGAGACCGUAAAGCCAAGGCGCAAUGGGACCACGGUGUCACCAAAGGAAAUGUUGCUUAUCACAAGGUCAGCCGCCAGACACAGCUGCUUUUCUCCGAGAGCAGAGAUCAGGCGGAAUGGGGCGAUUGGUACUGGGCGACGGAUGAUGGAGAUCAGCUUACGUUUCAAUCUGGAGCAGACGUCGACGUCCGAGGUGCAUUCUCGAAGAAUGGGAAGCUGGAAAACUCCAAGGACGGUAAUUACCGUGCCAUAUCGGAAAACUGGCCAGUUUUUGGAUUUGCCCAUGAUCUUGGAUGGGUACAUACGUCCGCAAGUGCGUUGUUCACUAUUGGCCUGUCUCAGGAGGACGCGAUCCAGUAUAGUGGAUUUCAUGGCACUACUUCUCAGCCUUCGCUAUGGACAAGCUAUUUUAGAGAUGCCUUGGAUGCUCUUGAUUUCUCCCACCAUGACUUCGCCGAUGCAAGCUCCCUUUCAACAGACCUGGACAAUCGGAUUGCUAAGGACUCUCUUGCUGUUGCUGGCCAGGACUACCUAACCAUCACUUCGCUAAGCGCUCGCCAAGUCUUCGCCGCGACACAGCUAACCGGAACACCGCGAAAUCCUUAUCUCUUUAUGAAGGAGAUAUCCUCGAAUGGGAAUAUGAAUACGGUUGACGUCAUCUUCCCUGCCCACCCUGUCUUUCUGUACACGAAUCCGCAGCUUCUGAGGCUUCUGAUGAAGCCGCUUUUUGAACUUCAGGAGUCAGGGAAGUAUCCUAAUAGAUACGCAAUGCAUGAUAUUGGCACUCACUAUCCUAAUGCAACUGGUCAUCCGGAUGGCAAUGAUGAGCCAAUGCCUCUUGAAGAGUGCGGGAACAUGGUGAUUAUGGCCUUAGCAUAUGCCCUCAAAGCAGACGACACGCACUACCUCGACAUACACUACAAUUUGUUGAAACAAUGGACAACUUAUUUGAUAGAAGACGCUCUUUACCCUGCGAAUCAGAUAUCCACCGAUGAUUUUGCCGGUCCUUUAGCUAACCAGACAAACUUGGCCCUGAAAGGGAUUAUUGGCAUUGAAGCUAUGGCUGUCAUCAGCAAUCUGACCUACCACUUUGACGUCGCCAGAAAUCAUUCGCGUAUUGCCCAUGAAUAUGUAGACCAGUGGCAGACUUUGGGAGUGGCACAUGAUGCGAACCCACCACACACAACUUUAUCGUAUGGGUCUAACCAGUCUCACGGAUUGCUGUACAACCUCUAUGCUGAUCGAGAGUUGGGCCUGAACCUUGUUCCCCAAUCUGUUUAUGACAUGCAAAACACAUUCUAUCCCACAGUGCAAAAUACAUAUGGAGUGCCACUGGAUACUCGCCACCAGUAUACAAAAGGAGACUGGGAACUAUUCACGGCAGCGAUUUCCUCGACCAGUACUAGAGACAUGUUCAUCCAGCUACUUGCCAAGUGGAUCAACGAGACUCCAACAAACCGUGCCCUUACUGAUCUUUACGAUACAAUUAAUGGAGACUAUCCACAAAUAACCUUUAUCGCCCGUCCGGUUAUGGGUGGUGCCUUUGCAUUGAUGCUUCUCCACCAGGGCCUUUAA
Aspergillus tanneri is the source of this 1869-nucleotide messenger RNA. It is a transcript of the gene gta1, whose product is annotated as glutaminase GtaA. The coding region runs from base 1 to 1869 and encodes 622 amino acids. The transcript has 9 exons. Lineage: Eukaryota; Fungi; Ascomycota; Eurotiomycetes; Eurotiales; Aspergillaceae. The record is from RefSeq and is a predicted model, not a curated record.